Aphidius gifuensis is the source of this 427-nucleotide messenger RNA. It is a transcript of the gene RpL37a, whose product is annotated as probable 60S ribosomal protein L37-A. Gene Ontology annotation, biological process: translation. Bases 72 to 344 code for a protein of 90 amino acids. Gene Ontology annotation, cellular component: cytosolic large ribosomal subunit; ribosome. NCBI's taxonomy places the organism in Eukaryota, Metazoa, Arthropoda, Insecta, Hymenoptera, Braconidae. The transcript is spliced from 4 exons. The record is from RefSeq and is a predicted model, not a curated record. Gene Ontology annotation, molecular function: RNA binding; structural constituent of ribosome.
CACUUUGUGACCAAUGUAGGAAUCUUUCGAAAUAAUUUUAUCUCUUUUUAUUCCAAACACCCGUCAUCAACAUGACUAAGGGUACAUCCAGCUUUGGUAAACGCCACAAUAAGACACAUACAUUGUGCAGACGAUGUGGUAGAUCAUCUUAUCACAUUCAAAAAUCAGAAUGUGCACAAUGUGGAUAUCCAGCUAAGAAGAUGCGUUCUUACAACUGGUCUGUCAAGGCCAAGAGGAGGAAGACCACUGGAACUGGCCGUAUGCGUCACCUCAAGCUUGUCCGCAGGAAGUUCAAAAAUGCUUUCAGAGAAGGCCCAAAGCCAAAAGCAACUGCUGCCAAGUAACUCCAAUUUAAUUUUUAACUACAUCAAUAUAUAAACAAAUGUCUGUUAAUAAUUAAUAAAUAAAAAACCAGGAUUAAUUACAA